Aspergillus steynii IBT 23096 is the source of this 1464-nucleotide messenger RNA. It is a transcript of the gene frdA, whose product is annotated as putative FAD dependent oxidoreductase. The record is from RefSeq and is a predicted model, not a curated record. NCBI's taxonomy places the organism in Eukaryota, Fungi, Ascomycota, Eurotiomycetes, Eurotiales, Aspergillaceae. The transcript has a single exon. Gene Ontology annotation, molecular function: FMN binding; oxidoreductase activity. Bases 1 to 1464 code for a protein of 487 amino acids.
AUGACCCCCACAGCAAUCAUAGUCAUCGGCUCCGGCCUCGCAGGCCUAACCACCACCGCGCACCUCCUCACGCACCGCAUCCCCGUCCUCCUGCUCGAACGAUGCCCCAAACCCGGCGGAAACAGCAUCAAAGCCUCCAGCGGCAUCAACGGCGCCCCGACGGCGUUCCAGCCCCCUGGGUCUGACUCCGUGGGGUCGUUCUACGCUGACACGGUGGCGUCCGCGGGAGAGGUGUUUCUGUCUGCGACGGGGGCGGAGAAAUCUCGUCGGGAAGGUCUGGUUACGACGCUGACGGAGAGGUCGGCCGAGGGAGUGUCCUGGUUGAGUGAGAUGGGGGUGGAUUUGUCUCGUGUGGCGAGACUUGGGGGACAUAGUGUUGCGAGGACGCAUCGGGGAGGGGGGAAGGGGACGCCGGGGUAUGAGAUUGUGAAGGCGCUGCUGGGGAAGGUGGAAGGGGAUGAGAGGUUCAAGAUGGAGACGGGACGCAGGGUGACGAGGAUCCUGCGCGAGACAGAUGGCGCGGUGAAUGGGGUCGAGUAUACGACUGUCGACGAGGGCAAUGAGACGGUGGAGCGGGCGUAUGGCCCCGUGGUGGUGGCGACGGGGGGCUUUGCGGGCGAUGCGCGCGGUCUGUUGGCGACGUAUCGGCCGGAUCUGGCGGGGAUUCCGUCGACGAAUGAGCCUCGUGAGGGCACGCAGCCGCUGCUGCAGGCGGUUGGGGCGGCGAUGGUGGAUAUGGACUGCGUGCAGGUGCAUCCGACGGGGUUUGUGGACGCGGCGCAGGCGGAGGCGACGGUGAAGAUCCUGGCGGCAGAGGCGCUGCGGGGGGAGGGGGGUAUUUUGGUGCUGGGGGAUGGGAGGAGGUUUGUGAAUGAGCUGGAGACGAGGGAGAAGGUGACGGGGGAAGUGAUGCGGCAGGCGGAGCGGUUGUCGACGACGGCGACGCAGUGGGAUACGAAGCUGGUGCUGGACGAGGGAGCUGCGGCGGCGCUGGAGUCGCAUCUGGGGUUUUAUAUGUGGAAGAAGCUGAUCGAAAAGACGACAGUGGGCGAGCUGAUGGCGGAGAUGCCGGCGUUGGAGAGCACGUUGCGCGAGUAUGUGGACGUGGUAUCGGGCAGGGAGAAGGAUCGCUUUGGCCGCGAGUCGUUUGGGAACUGGACGCUGGCCGAGGUGAAGCCCGAGUCGGUGGUCUACGUGGGCAAAGUGACGCCGGUGGUGCAUUUCACCAUGGGAGGCGCCGUCAUCAACGAGCGCAGUCAGGUUUUGGACGAGCAGGGCCGUCCGAUCCCUGGUCUCUGGGCGGCGGGCGAGAUCACCGGAGGACUGCACGGUCAGAAUCGCCUGGGAGGAUCGUCGCUGCUGGAGUGUGUCGUCUUCGGCCGCAUCGCCGGAGAUGAAGCCGUCGCCUUCUAUCGGGGGUUGCAGGGUGAGGGAUCUACGUGUGCAGGACACGACGAUCUAUAG